CACGCCAAAAACAUGGUACGAUAAAAAAAAGAGCAUGAACAAACAACCAUUGUCUGUUGUGCCUUUCGUGAUUUAGCACAUGGCCAAGGGAAUGUGUUACUUCUCAGACUACAUGCGCAUCUGUUUUGAUCAGUAUCCAAUUCGCGAACAGUUUGUCCUCCAACUACUUGAAGUAGUUAGCCCUGGCAGUUUUUCCAGUUUCCAAAGUCUGUAAUUUUUUGUCUAGCUUUCAAAACAGCUGCAGUACGUUCGGUGUGCAUUUGAUGACUGCUCCAGUGUUGUUGCUUCAUCACGCCUCGAAACCGCUGAGACACGCAGUCAUUCGUAUAUCUCCAGGGAACGCAGACGUAUCUCAUCGCUGGUCGUCAUCCGUCCCUUCUGUUAGGACGAGGAUGUUCUUUCCAGCCGCUGAACGUAACAAAAAGGCGAUCGUGGAUGUGCUUGACGGACACUUGGACAGAAAUGGACGGUUUGCAGCUCUGGAGACGGCGUCAGGCAGUGGACAGCACAUAGCUGCCUUUGCAGAGCACUUUCCCAACGCAGAAUGGCAACCGUCAGAAGUGGAGGAACGAUGCAUUGAUAGUAUUCGCAAGAACGUCGCUAAACUGCCCAAUGUGCGCGCUCCGAUCCUGCUCGAUUGCACCAGUCCAGUCAGCAUGUGGAACACACCGCACCGCAACUAUGAUGUCAUCGUAUGCUCCAAUAUGAUACACAUUGCGCCAUUCAAUGUCUGCGAGGGGUUUGUGCGUGGUUCCGGGCAGCUGUUGAAGCCUGGCGGUCUCCUAUUCAUCUAUGGGCCGUUUGCGUUCGAUGGCGUACUGGAGCCGGAUAGCAAUAUCCAGUUCCACCGAACACUCGUCAACAGUAAUCCUGAGUGGGGUGUCAGAGAUGUAGCCGAUAUCAAGGCUCUCGGCAAGGAGGUUGGACUGACGUUCGUUAAAGCGGUUCCAAUGCCAGCAAACAACCACACUGUAAUAUUCAGCAAGGACAAGCCCUCCGAAAAGCAGAGCAGCUAGUAACUGAGUCAGCUCAGCAUGGAGUGUCCGGUACCAAGGGGAGAGGUAGCAGCAGCAGCAGCUCUGCAGGAGCAGUAAUGACGCUGCUAGAACGGAAAGCUCUCAGUUGGCUUGAUUCGUGACCGCUUGAACAGUCACUGGUCCCGUGCCCCCCCCCCCCUCCAUUCUCUACUAAAAUUAUUAUUCUUUGGCUGUCACCAGCGCCGUUUGCUUCUCUCUUAGAUUGACAUUGCUAAUUCGGUUUCAUGAGAGAGAGAGAGAGAGAGAGAGAGAGAGAGAGAGAGAGAGAGAGAGAGAGAGAGAGAGAGAGAGAGAGAGAGAGAGAGAGAGAGAGAGAGAGAGAGAGAGAGAGAAUCACUUUCUGGCAUGCACAAUUAUUUUGCAUUGUCUCCUUGUUCUAUGAGGUACUAGUCGUACAUCAAAGUAUUUCCAAUUUAUUACCGAUCUCUUUCUUUCUUUCCGUUCAUGAUGAUGGCGACACAGUGCGCGUACAACAAGAGCAUUAUUGCGACUGGAAUAGCCUCGCCCUUACUUAUAAGAAUAGCCCUGCCCAAGUUGA
Sycon ciliatum is the source of this 1575-nucleotide messenger RNA. Its product is annotated as methyltransferase-like 26. The coding region runs from base 264 to 1016 and encodes 250 amino acids. The transcript is spliced from 6 exons. The record is from RefSeq and is a predicted model, not a curated record. Lineage: Eukaryota; Metazoa; Porifera; Calcarea; Leucosolenida; Sycettidae.